Camellia sinensis is the source of this 1372-nucleotide messenger RNA. NCBI's taxonomy places the organism in Eukaryota, Viridiplantae, Streptophyta, Magnoliopsida, Ericales, Theaceae. The record is from RefSeq and is a predicted model, not a curated record.
AUGAACAAGUGUGAUGAUCAAUUUGGGAAGCAAGAUGCAAAAGAACAAGAAAUAGAAUGUCUGGUUGUAGGAGAUGCAGUUGUUUCAAAACCCGGAGAGACUAAGAGUUUUGGGGAGGAAAAAAUUUCAACUUUUUCUAUGUUUGAAACAAAUGCUUCAGUUCCUAAAAUUGAAAAGACUGAGAAGCAAGAUGCAGAAGCACAAGCGAGCAAUGAUCUUAUUUUGCAGGAUGCUUUUUUGAAGCCCUGGUGGACAGACAUGGAUGGAAGAUUCUGCAUAGAUGGAAGAUUCUGGAUGCUCUUUUUUACUGAUAUAGAGGUUGAUGAAGAUGUCGAACAAGAAGAUAAACCUGGAGUUCGAAACCUUCAGCAUCUCUGUGUUCUACAAGAGGCAAAGCAAUCAAGAAUUGAGAAGAACUUGCAUCAGGUCCUAAGCUCACGUGAAAGAAAAAAAAAAAUAUAUAUAUAUAUAUAUAUAUAUCUGGCCAAUCACAAGCCAGAGGGGGUUGUGGGGGUCAUCCCUGGAGGGGGUCCGGAUCAUUUUUCUAUACCCAUAUGCUAUGUUUGGAUUUUUUUAAUUUUUAAUUUUUUAUUCUUAAAUUUAACUUUGUUGUUGUUAUUGUUGCAGUUAUGCUCCAUCACAUUGGCGACAGGGCUCUUCAUAUGUCUACGCAGCGCAACAAAGAUCACUCACAGAGCACAGAUUGUGUCGUGCCUUGCGGCCAAGUGGCAUGUCUGUGCCACAGUAGACUCUUUUGAUGACUUGGAUGAUGAGACUGAGACUCUAACAGCCCAGAUUUCUUCUUCACCACCUCUGAUAUGCCCUAUCAGUAAUGGCAAUUCAUCAUGUCAUCAUCAGCAAUCUGAUCAUGAAGAAGAAGAUGGAGAUGGAGAAGAAGAUGACCUUGACAACACCAAAAUGGUGCCCAUAUCUGCACAUACUAUCUCCUACCAGAAGAGGCAAGCUCUUGUGACAUACUUUGAGAACAACAGAGCUGGAAUAACAGUGUUUGGAUUUAUGCUGGAUAGGACAUGGCUCCACACCAUUUUUGUGAUUGAGUUGUCUCUCACCCUUUGGUUGCUUAACAAGACAAUUGGUAUUUCAUGAGCUCAAUCAAUGUAUGUUCAAACCUUUGAAAACCUUUUCAUUGUUGUAUAGUUCUCUGCUUUGGGCAAAAUAUAAUCAUUGAAACUGAAAAGAUAUAUUUGGUUCAAUAAGUAACCAUAGUUGAACCUAAGCAUGGCCCUUAUGGGAAUUGUAUAAUAAUAACCAUUUAACAUUAUGUGUGUUAUCACUUUAGUAAUAAGCAUAUACAAAGCAUACAAUGGGGCCAGUUUGGUGUAAUUUAAUGGAAUUAUUUUAUUUUAGUUUA